AUGAAUCCCUCACACCCCUUUUCAUCAUCACCCCAACACCCAUCUUCAUCCUCGCAAGAGGAUGACGAUGAUCUCAUUACUACAAUACAAUCACAACAACAAGCACUACUAAGUACGUAUGCUAACAACAAUGCUGCCAUGGCUUACUGUUUGGAGAUUAUGUCUACUCAAGCCAUCAACCCAAGUCAUGGCGGUUCAAUUUCUGGGCAUAGAGUGAUUCACCGUGACCGUGAAGAUGGUGAUCGAAGAUUACAGGCUGAUUAUUUUUCAGAAAAUCCAAAAUAUAAUGAGGCAAUAUUUCGUAGACAAUUUCGAAUGAGUCGAAAUUUGUUCUUACGAAUUGCCAAUGCUGUUGCAGAGCACGACAAUUACUUUGUGCAACGGAGAGAUACAAUCGGUAGACUAGGCUUGUCUACUUUACAAAAAGUAACAGCAGCAUUUCGAAUUUUGGCAUAUGGAGUAGCAGCAGAUGCAACCGAUGAAUACAUCCAAAUUGGAGAAUCAACAGCAAUUGAAAGUUUGAAGAGAUUUUGUAGAGCGGUCGUAGAGGUCUUUGGACAACGCUAUCUAAGAGCGCCAGAUGCUAAUGAUGUUGCAAGGUUGCUUGAAAUUGGUGAGAGGCGUGGCUUUCCUGCAAAUGGUACGGCACCUCCUGCUCAUUAUGUUAUUCAAGGGAAAGUGUACGAUACAGGAUAUUAUUUAGCUGAUGGGAUAUAUCCGAAAUGGUCAACCCUGGUGCAAACUAUUCAUCAGCCCCUAGGACCAAAGAAAAAGUUAUUUGCAAUGAUGCAAGAAGCAUGUAGAAAGGAUGUAGAACGUGCAUUUGGGGUCCUUCAAUCAAGAUUUGCAAUAGUCAAGGGACCAGUACGUUUUUGGGAUAAACAUGUAUUGCAUGAUAUAAUGACAUCAUGCAUCAUAAUGCAUAAUAUGAUAAUUGAAGAUGAACGUGAUGAGCAAGUCGAUAUACAAAGUUGGAGAGAAGCACCGGCUCCUGAGGUUGAUAUAUGUAGAGAUGAAAGAAUUGUCUUUGAAGAGUUUCUUGCUCGACAUAGGCAAAUAAAAAAUAAAGAAGCGCAUUAUGCGCUUCGUGAUGCAUUGAUCGAGCAUAUGUGGGAACAUUAUGAAUUUGGUGCAAUGGUUGGAGAUGGUCUAAGCAGCCAAAAGAAUAAUCAAUUGAUAUUCCACUGGAAAGAUUUACGGUGCACUAGUAAGAAUUUAGAAAGCAAAACUGAAACAUGA
This is a messenger RNA of Ipomoea nil (Japanese morning glory), 1239 nucleotides long. RefSeq lists its product as uncharacterized. NCBI's taxonomy places the organism in Eukaryota, Viridiplantae, Streptophyta, Magnoliopsida, Solanales, Convolvulaceae. The record is from RefSeq and is a predicted model, not a curated record. Bases 1 to 1239 code for a protein of 412 amino acids. The transcript has 3 exons.